Molecule: messenger RNA, 3270 nt
Organism: Penicillium chermesinum
Lineage: Eukaryota; Fungi; Ascomycota; Eurotiomycetes; Eurotiales; Aspergillaceae
Gene: phoC
Exons: 9
Coding region: 1-3270 (1089 amino acids)
Biological process (GO): glycerophospholipid catabolic process
Molecular function (GO): protein binding; glycerophosphocholine phosphodiesterase activity
Source: RefSeq, a predicted model, not a curated record
AUGAACUUCACCUUUUACUCGCCCUUUUUGGGAUUGACUAGGAGAAAAGGAACAGACUGGACCCCGCUGGCACGCUUGUCCCACUAUCAUCUUCCCCACCUCAUUGCGCAGACCCCUCCUUUCGAAUCGAGGUCGUUGGUGACUUUGCGAUACCGCUGUGAAUCUUCCGUGUAUACUCGCCCGCAUUCUCUGUCCCUCCACGAGAGCGAGCUCGAUCCCGCCCUGGGACCCUUCUCUUUCGCCUCGAGGAAGUUUGGAAAGCAGAUUCAGCGCCGCCAGCUUGAUCUUCCUGAAUAUGCUGCCAGCUUUGUCAAUUACAAGGCGCUGAAGAAGUUGAUCAAACAACUCAGUGCUACGCCUACCAUCCCAGCCCAGAAGACUGCGGACGAAACUGCUCAAGAUGAUAAUUUGGACCCCCAAGCCUCCUUGCGGGCCAACAAGGAGGUUUUCUUCUUUCGCUUGGAACGGGAGAUUGAAAAAGUCAACGCCUUCUACCUUCAAAAAGAGUCUGAGUUCUCACUUCGACUCAAAACAUUGGUGGACAAGAAGCGAGUGAUACAGUCUCGUACCAUAUCCAGCUCUAAGGCCCCUUCGAAUUUCAUGGCCCUGUUUGAAGGAUUCCAGCAAUUCGAUGGAGACUUGAACAAGUUACAGCAGUUCGUGGAGAUCAACGAAACCGCUGUCUCGAAGAUACUAAAGAAAUGGGACAAAACGUCCAAAUCGCGCAUGAAAGAGCUUUAUCUCCAACGUGCGGUUGAAGUACAGCCGUGCUUUAAUCGUGAAGUCCUUCGUGACUUAUCUGACCGAGCUACCACAGCCCGGUUGGAAUUGGAAGCCUGGGCCGAAGGCGAGAACUUGCAACUUGAUAUAUCCCGGACUUCGGAGCGUUCUGCUGCGCCCACCUUCGUUAUAGAGGAGGAGGAGUUAGAUCUACAGGUUCUGCAGUCCGCCUCAGCGGGUAAUCUGCAGAUUUUGCGGGAGUGGGUUAACAAACUACAUUCAUUCCCGGAUGCCCGUGACCGAGCAACCCGAACAUUCCUAGCUGCAAUUAAUGGGUUUCCAGACGACGUCCUAGCCCUUCUCCUGGAAAGCGGGCUGGUUGAUAUCCACGCAGAGGACGAUAUAAACGAAAGGAAUUGUCUUCAUGAGGCUGCGAUAUCCGGACGUGAAUUCAUCCUCAAGGCAGGCCUUGCAGCUUCGGUCAAUAUCGCUAGAUCUGACGUUUAUGGCCGAAUCCCCCUACACUAUGCAUGCAUGCACGGCCGGGUGGAUAUGGUACGAGAGUUGUUGAGGGUAGGCCCGGAGUCAGUUGAUAUAAUGGACCAUGACAACUUUACUCCUUUGAUCCACAGCAUUGUGAAACGCCAACUGGCCUGCGCUAAGCAGGUCCUUCUCAGCAAUGCUCGCAUCGACCCGUCUUCUGAAUCUGAUCACAUUCCAUUAAACCUCGCUUGUCAGCAUGGUUCCCACGAGAUUGUGGAGAUGCUUCUCGAACGGAACGCCAAGUUGCUCCCCGAUGCAGAGGGGCUCUAUCCUCAACAUAUGGUAGCCCGGGCCUCUCAAUCCCCCGAGCUCUUGUUACUUCUUAAGGAUCAUGGCGCAGAUCUCGACCAACGUGACAAGCUUUAUCAAUGGACCCCACUAUUCCAUGCGGCUAGCGAGGGCUGUGUUCCAUGUCUGCGGACUCUGCUGGAACUGGGUGUUGAUGCCAACGUCAUUGAUGAGAAGAAUCUGUCCGCCAUGUAUUACGCUGCAUGGGAAGGUCAUCUUGAAUGCAUGAUGCUUCUUUGGGCUCAACCAUCUAACAAAAGGCAGCCAAGCGUCGGCUCGAACGGACUCAUCGAGUUCAGCGCCGUGGACACAGGCUCUGAGAUGGACGCUGUCGAUGGCAUCCCAGACCUUUCCCUCCCACCUCCCAUUAUUCCUCUUCGUCGAUACGGUCAUAACUUCCUGGACAAGAAGGUUUUCAUCCAACUUCUGUUUGAUCAGGGCAAUAAUUGCUCCAUUGCAUUUGACCAAGCUGGGCGCCAUCCAGCUGCCCGCCUCACCAUCUCUUCCAAGGAUGACUCGCGAUCAAUAUCGUUCCAUGUGGAUAACCUGGAGACUUUCACACUGGAUUUUGAGAUUUUUCCAACGUUUGGUUCUAAAGUCAUCGCCAAGAGUGUGGCUUUGCCAGUGGUCUUCCAUGCGGAAAGAUCCAGUACAGGCUCCAGUUGCCUCCCUCUCUUUGACCCGCGGCUUCGGUCGAUAGGUCAACUUCGGUUUAAUUUCCAGGUCAUCAAGCCUUAUCACGGUGACCCAUUGGAGAUCACCCAUUUUGCGACUUACUGGAAGGCAACGGGCGCUGAUUCCGAACACAAUGGGUUGGUUACAGGGUCAAGUCUAUCGGGAGAUUAUGUGCAGCUUUUCGUGCAACUAACGCGUGAUCGCGUACCGGUUCUCUAUCCUCAAUUCAUGAUCAAUCACCAUGGCAUUGAUAUUCCGGUCUGUCAAUUGACCUUUGCACAGUUCCAGGCUAUUGGCGCGGAACGCGGAAUCGACCGACAGCAGACAAUCCAGUUCUUAAGUGCCGAAGCUCAUAGCCAAAUGCCGCAGACACAUCUCCUUUUAGCCGAAUCAUUCAUGUCAUUGCGGGACGCUUUAGAGGUGCUACCUGUUGAAGUGCAUGUCAAUCUUUCCAUCCUCUAUCCCUCGAGUGCCGAAGAAAAGGCAUUGGAGAUGACAUCGCUGGCUGAUGUCAAUAGCUUUGCGGAUUCUAUCUUAACCGAUGUUUUCCAUCAUGCACGUGUCACCCGCAAUAGUCACCCCGACUUUAUGCGUUCCAUUGUAUUCACUUCUUACAACGCCAACAUCUGCAGUGCUCUGAACUGGAAGCAACCGAACUAUCCUGUCCUUCUUUGUAACGAUUUGGGCCAGAUUCGGGAUCUGGCACGCAAUGUGGACAUUCUGCCCGAUGUCAAUAGCAGUGGACGAGCUUCAAUGUCUAUCAAAGAGUCGGCGCGAAUCGCCCAGAGCAACAACUUUAUGGGCUUGAUAUGUCGCUCCAGCCUUUUGAACGUGGUUCCUGCUCUCGUAGAGACCAUCAAGGAACUAGGUCUUGUCCUAGUGGCCGACACCUCCGAUGAGACAGGCCAGCCAGACCGUCAGGAUUCUUUGACGACCGCCGAUCCCAUGGGCGUUGCCGAAUGGGCAUAUCGUAUGCCUGAUGGUGUGAAUGGCACGAUGAAAGCUAACGGUAUCCUCCGGUUCAAUGAUAUGAUCGACAUGUGA